AUGGCAGAUCCACGUCCGUCGACGGAUGAAGAGUCCGCACCUUUGCUCAACCACGAUAAUCAUGUUUCCUUCCUCGAUUCCAUUUAUCGUCCCUCAAGACCAAUAUCCAAACUUGAGAAACUCCUCGGUCUAAUCAGUAUCAUCCUAUUGAUUCUCACUUCGACAUUUAUCGGUUUAUUCGCAGGAUCACAAUCAGCUUUGAAUAGGUCAAAAGGUGUCACGACUAUCACCGUUCCACAAGGAACUAUCACUACGACCAAAAACCCCAUCACUACUACAGUUUCAACUAAUCCUACUUCUUCUGUACCUAUUCCGACUGGGAAACCUGAUCGGAAUGUUUGUAUCACUCCACAAUGUGUAUUGUUGAGUGCGGGUAUUUUACAAAGUAUGAAUACUACCCAAGAUCCUUGUGAGGAUUUCUAUGAAUAUGCUACCGGCGGAUGGUCAUCUUCUCAUAGCAUUCCUCCGGAUAGAGCAUCGUACGGAUCAUUCAACGCAGUCGCAGAUGACAGUAAGGUGGUAUUGCUGAAAGUCAUCAAUGCCAUUCCUGACGAACUACCUAAAGAUGCUGGUCCAGAGGAAAGAAAUCUUCACAAAGUGAAGGCUGCCUUCUCCAGUUGUAUGGACACGGACACGCUCAAUGACAUCGGCAUCAAACCUUUAUCAAACCUACUCGAGGAACUUCUGGAUAUCUUUGGACCUCUUGACGUCAACGUAUCAGUCGAUACCGAUGCUUUGACUUCAUCUUCCGAUUGGUCAGAAGACUGGAACGAAAACUACACACUACCUCCAGAUUUACUCGUAGCUGCGGAAAAGAUGAACUUUUAUCGUGACGCCAGGAAGACCGGUCCCAUCACUUGGUCAAAACGUCCGAUGCCACUCGCUGUUAGUCUAAAUGAUGAGGAUAAUUUCUCGUUCGAUCCUGAACGACGCGAUCGUAUCACCAGCGCACUCGCCUUCCUUCACUCGCAUGGGGUUGAAGCUCUACUCAAUUUCAACAUAGAAGGAGAUGUCGGGGGUGCUGAUCCUCAAGUGCAGAGCUUGUGGUUGUACCAAGCCUUCGGUGGACUACCAGCCAAAGAAUACUACGAAGAAAAGCCCAUCUUCGAUCUGUAUGUCGAUGUACUAAGCAAACUCCUUAUUCAUGUCACCGCAACGUCGACCAUCGAAAACUCAGACUUCGAACAACGCGAUUUACUCGAUGACAUCCUCACUGAGGUUGACGAGUUCGUGGGACUCGCCGAUGAAGAAGAAUCGCAGUGGCCUUGGCCAUGGCCUGACAAGGAUGGCGAGACUUCCCCUCCUCGCAAGCCCACACCUCCCAAGCAUGGGGACUCACGGGAAGAACGUUUCAGGAGGCUGGCUUUCAAGGUCGCACAAUUUGAACGAGAGUUGGUCCGAGCUGGCGCCGAUCUAGAAUACCUUUUCAACCCUCAUUUCGCCUACAAUCCUUACGAAACGAGAAAGGUUGAGAAGGCUUUACCUUUCUUUGAUCUCCCUACCUACCUCGCUUCCAUGUCCCCCCGCACAUUCCCAGAAAAUAUCACAGUAACCCAUCCUCCUUAUCUUCAGGCGGUGACCAAGCUGGUACAUGAGACUCCGGACUAUGUCCUCGGUGGCUACUUCGCGAUGAAGCUAGGCAUGACUUAUGCUGGGGCAUUGGGGCCAAACGUAGAGGUGCGAAAGGAAAAGACGAGGUUGAACGAGGUUUUGAGAGGUAUCAAGAAGGGAACUCCGGAAAACAGGGAAGAUGUGUGUCUGGCCAGUGUGGACGACAUUGUGGGUUUCAUUGUAGGUAGAGAAUUCGUCAAGGAAACCUUUUCCCCAGAGGCGAAGGCCGAUGCUGAGGAUAUCAUCAAUUCAAUUAUCCACGCGUUCCAUGACAAGUUACCCGAUGUCAAGUGGAUGGAUGCCGAGUCGGCAAAAGCUGCUCAACUCAAAGCUGAAGCUAUCAUUCCCAAAGUUGGCUACCCCUCGUUUCCCAAUACCACCGACCCUGCGUCGUUGGAGCGUUGGUACGGGAGGACGAUUGUUGAAAAGGGAGACUUUUUCGGUGCUGUGAUCAGUUCGACGUUGGUAGAGGGGAGCAGGACUUGGUUGACUCUUGGUAGACAAAGAGAUAGGGGUGGUUGGGAUAUGUACCCACAGACUGUCAACGCUUAUUUCUCUCCGAGUGAUAAUGAGAUUGUUUUCCCUGCUGCUAUUCUCAAUCCACCUUUUUAUUCGCACGCAUGGCCUGAUCACUUGAAAUAUGGCGCUUUUGGUUCUGUUGCGGCUCAUGAGUUGACACAUGCUUUUGAUAAUUCCGGUAGUCAAUAUGAUGAACAUGGUCGUUUAAGAGAGUGGUGGUCAAACGCUACAGUGGAAGCUUUCGAAGAACGCGCACAAUGCGUUUCGAAACAAUACAGUCAUUAUUGGGUUCUUGAUCAAUCCGGUAAUAAAGUUUAUGUGAAUGGUAAUUUGACAAAUGGUGAAGAUAUAGCCGAUUCAGGUCUUGCACAAGCUUAUACGGCUUGGCAAAAUAAGAUCAAGGAAUCAGGAGAAUCAAUAGCUCUUCCGGGUCUUGAACAAUUCUCAGACGAACAAUUAUUCUUUAUAGCAUUUGCGAGGAUCUGGGCUCAACUUAUAAGACCUCAAGCUGCCGUACAGAGAAUAAGAACCGAUCCUCAUUCUCCUAAUCAAUGGAGAACCAUUGGGACUUUGCGUAACAAUGGAGAGUUUGCUAAAGCUUGGAAUUGUAAAGUAGGUUCGGGUAUGCGACCGAAGAAAGAAGAUCGAUGUGAGCUUUGGUAG
This is a messenger RNA of Tremella mesenterica DSM 1558, 2793 nucleotides long. RefSeq lists its product as uncharacterized. Gene Ontology annotation, cellular component: plasma membrane. Gene Ontology annotation, molecular function: metalloendopeptidase activity. The record is from RefSeq and is a predicted model, not a curated record. Gene Ontology annotation, biological process: protein processing. The transcript has 10 exons. The coding region runs from base 1 to 2793 and encodes 930 amino acids. NCBI's taxonomy places the organism in Eukaryota, Fungi, Basidiomycota, Tremellomycetes, Tremellales, Tremellaceae.